AAUAUUUCCCUCUCUCUCUCUUCCCAGCUUCGUGCAGAGUUGAACCCAAUUCACACAAUUAUCUCAUCCCUCCCAAACCCCCAAAAACCACAAACCUCAGAUCCCUAUUCUCUCAGGCUUCACUGAAAGAAGUGGGGUAAUUUAAUUAAUGGAAAAUCCCAUUCCAAGAAUCUCACCCCACCAUUUCCCACUCAUGUUCAUGACCUAAAGCCUCAAUCAUUCUCUUUGUCAACUCGUCGAAAAUUCAAUCUUUUUCUCUGAGGUCACUCCCUCUAUCUCAAUCUUUCUUAGCUUACUGUUUCUUUGCCGCAUAAAGUUUGAAUCUUGCAGCUUUUCUCUCAGCGAGGAUGUGGAGCCCUUCAUCUAUUCGGUAUUGUUUGUGGGCGGAGAGUGUUGAUUUAUACGUCUUUCGUGUUUAUUAUUGAAAAGAUUUUAUGCUUUGGUUUUAACUUCAGCUGCCCUCUUGUUUCUUUUUGCCCCUUUCCGGAGUUGAAUUUGUGGGUUUUUGAUUUGGUUGACUCACCUGAAAAAGUUAGGGUUUUUUCCUCUUAUCUGUUGACCAGAAUCAAUUCUGGGUUUUGAUUUCCUUUGACAAUUGAAUUUGGUUUUAAUUCUUUAGCAAUUAGAGUUUCUCUUGGCGUUCUUUCAGUUUUGUUUCAAUAACGAGUUGAAAGAUUGGGUUAAUAUAACAGUAGCAAAUUGUGUUUCUUGUGAGCGCAACUAGGGUUGCAGACCAAUUUUAUUUAGUAGAGGUGCAAGUUGGGAUUUGUCAAGUAUUUGGUAUAUGAAGAUUGGGGUUUAUCUGUAAGGAAAGUUUGGGACAGGUGAAGUUUCAAUGGCGGAAGAGAACACUAGUACAAUGAACCUUGAUCUCAAUUUAGGACCUGUGGAUAAUUCAAGUGCUGAUAGUGAGCCUGCAUCAGGAUCUUAUCCUAAUGUUGCUAUGAACUUGGAGGAUUGGUUAGAUAGUCCAGUUCAUAGGGUUCGGGAAGUAGUCAGGCACAGGAAUCAAAGGUGGCGUUCUCUGUGGAGGCAGCUUCCAAUUCCCCCAGAAACUCGGAACCUUGCACUGGAAUUAAUUGGUGGGAACGACCCACAGACUGGUGAGGGCAGUGUUGCGUCUGAGGAAAGACCAAACGAGGCGGCUAAAAUCUGUGAGAACGGCACUGGUCAUGUGGAAGACGAAACCCUGGGUAAGAAGAAAGAUGGUGGAAAAAAUAACGGUGAUGAAGGGAGUUUCUUUGAUUGCAAUAUAUGCUUAGAUUUGGCCAAGGAUCCAGUCGUCACUUGCUGCGGUCACUUAUUCUGCUGGCCCUGUCUUUAUAAGUGGUUACAUCAUCAUUCGGAUGCCAAGGAAUGUCCUGUUUGCAAGGGUGAGGUAACGACAAAAAAUGUCACCCCAAUUUAUGGUCGUGGUAAUAAUACAAGGGAUCCAGAUUUGGAUUCUAGCCUAAAGAUCCCUCUUAGGCCCCAAGCGCGUCGGAUUGAGAGCUGGAGGCAAACUAUUCAGAGGACUGCAUUCACUAUUCCGAUGGAGGAAAUGAUUAGGCGCCUUGGAAGUACAUUUGAUUUGAGUCGGGAGUUGGCCCAAAUACAAUCUCGAAAUUCCGAUGGCCCUCGGGAAUCACCAGAGAGAAACACCCCACUGCUCAACCGAAUUCUGACUUCUAGAGGGAUGCGUAGGGAACGGACUCCUGUUGUACCGUCCGAUGAUGUGAUCGACUUAACAGAGAGCAGCCCUCCAAACUACGAGGCCAGAGAUACCCGCCGGCUUUCAUCACUGUUGCUUCGCAGAUCGAAUUCUCAUCGGGCGGCCACAUUGUCUAACCUAACUUCUGCAAUAAACUCUGCUGAGAGUCUAGCCGCCGAGAGGUUGGUGGAAUCGUACUUCCACAGCAAUCCGGUAGAAAGAAAUCAGGAACUGCCUCCACCGGUUGAUGACAGGGACUCUGUGUCCAGCAUCGCCGCUGUUAUACAUUCAGAGAGCCAGACAGUGGAUAACGCUGUUGAAAUCGACUCCACAGUUUCCCUUUCUACUUCAUCUUCCAGAAGAAGAAACGACGCGUCAAGAAUUUCAGACGUCGACAGCGGAGACUCGCGUGCUCCUAGGAGGAGGAGACUAAACUGAUAAUCAAGAGUUCACAACACCAAAAAACAUCGAUACCCGUAGGAGUCGAGCACAGUUAAGUACUCAUUCAGUUGCAUUCUUCCAGCAAGAGUGGAACUUUUUCCUACAGUUAGUAGUAUCUAAGAACAUGUUUCAAGUUUUGUUCACUAGAGUUUGUAGUUUAAGAUAUUGUUUUUCCGUUCCUUGUAAUUGAAUGUGGUUGAAUCUUAAUGUGGGAUAUCAAAUUUGUAAUGAAGCAACCGAGAUUGGUUUA
Molecule: messenger RNA, 2381 nt
Organism: Sesamum indicum (sesame)
Lineage: Eukaryota; Viridiplantae; Streptophyta; Magnoliopsida; Lamiales; Pedaliaceae
Biological process (GO): ubiquitin-dependent protein catabolic process
Cellular component (GO): endoplasmic reticulum
Molecular function (GO): ubiquitin protein ligase activity; metal ion binding
Source: RefSeq, a predicted model, not a curated record